UCCAGUGACGUGGACGUGUCACGUGUUCAUCAUUCAUAAUUUAACCCCCUCCGAUCCGUCCCACAUUUGCUCCCGUCUUCCCCAAUUCGCCAGGGGUCAACAACUCCUCUGCAAUUUCCAUUCCGUCGAUCCAGCUCCGCUCCAAGCCAGCUUCCUUUGCUGGUCCAACUCCCUCCCUCCAAUGGCGGACUUCUUCUUCGGGAGCCCGUUCCGCCGCGUCUUCCACGCGCGCCCCUUCUUCCCCGCCGUCGAGUGGUCCUCCGGCGCGGCAUCGGCGGCCAUGGACUGGGUGGAGACCCCGGCCUCCCACGUGCUCCGCGUCAACGUGCCGGGCCUCGGCAGGGACGACGUCAAGGUCCAGGUCGAGGAGGGCAACGUGCUCACCAUCAGAGGCGCCCCGCCCGCAGCCAAGCAGAAAGGGAAGGAGGACGAGGAGGAAGGGACGGUGUGGCACGUGGCGGAGCGCGGCAAGCCGGAGUUCGCGCGGGCCGUGGCGCUGCCGGAGAAGGUGCGGGUGGACGGGAUCAGGGCCGCCGUGGAGAACGGGGUGCUCACCGUCGUGGUGCCCAAGGAGGCCGCACCGGCCCGGCCCAAGCCCAGGCCCAUCGCCGUCUCCAGCAAACUCUGAUAGUGGCAAGAGUGCACUGAAUUCUGAUCGAGCAUGUGUCCGUGUCACCUAAACAACGUGUGUACCCGUGUAAAUUGUGAUACAGUUUCAUCAUCCAUUCAUGGAAGUAAUCCAAGAGUGAGUGAAAAUGGCCGCUAGCCAAUACGGAACACUAGUACUCUGGAUUAUGAAUCUGCAGUUUGUAAACUAAAUUAAAAUAAAAACUAAAAGCCAGUUUGAACAAAUUAAAGAUUCUGAGAUUUU
Molecule: messenger RNA, 871 nt
Organism: Sorghum bicolor (sorghum)
Lineage: Eukaryota; Viridiplantae; Streptophyta; Magnoliopsida; Poales; Poaceae
Product: 16.0 kDa heat shock protein, peroxisomal
Exons: 1
Coding region: 182-628 (148 amino acids)
Biological process (GO): response to salt stress; response to heat; protein folding
Source: RefSeq, a predicted model, not a curated record